AUGGAUGGAGGAGGUUUCGGAGGACAAUUUGUUGAUCUUAAGUUUGAUUCAGAAGAACAGAAUUUUCCAUAUCACAUGUUGAUGUCUACAAAGCAAUUCAAGAUUCUCAACCGUAAACUUAACUAUAUUUUGCAAUCACAACCUGAUUAUGGUGCAAAGAAUUCAAUUUCGGAUGUGAAGACUAUACGUGAAGAUGUUAAUAGAAAUCUUGAUGAAGUGAAAGUUAAUGUUACGAAAGAGCUUCGUACAAAUUAUUCUUCUCUUCAAGAAAAAGUCGAUACUAUUACUGUUGUAGUCACAAAGUUAGGAGUAUUGCUGGGCGAAAUUAAAAAGCUUGUGUUGAAGCCUGCUCAAACAUCGUUUUUAACUCCUGAGUUCCUAACUCAGAAAAUUCAGAUUCUUGAUCAAGCGAUUCAAAAGGCCGUUGCUCCUAUUUCUAAUUUCGCAAAUCUUUUACCAACUGGAGCCCCACCUGUUGCCAUAGGGGUGCAACGGGGAGAAAAUGAGAAAAUAUUUAGUAAAGAUGCGAAGACAAACAAGGGAGGAAAUAUGAAAACAACACAAUAA
Messenger RNA from Lactuca saligna, 567 nucleotides. Lineage: Eukaryota; Viridiplantae; Streptophyta; Magnoliopsida; Asterales; Asteraceae. The record is from the annotation of a GenBank genome assembly.